AAUUGCAGUGAGAAGAAGCAGAGAAAAUUUGGUGAAUUUAGUGCAAAAAGGCUUGCGAGAGGUGGGAGUGCUGCAUCCGUUGGAUGGUACGAUGGUGUCAUUGAAUCGAUUGAGAACGAUUAAGUCAUCAGAGUAAAAGAUAGUGGCCAGUGUUUCUGCCAAUGCCGCAGCCAGCACUAAACAUAUGUUGCUCAACGUGAUCCAUUUCUAGAGAAAAUGGGAAAGGCACUUUGUAGAUUGAGGACCCGACACAAAGAAAAGUGCCUCUUAGUGGUGUAGUUUUAAGGGAGAAGGCUAACCACCUUUACGGACACUUAAAACAAAGCGAAAUAAGUACCAAUAUAUUUACAUUCAAGGCCAGUAAUGGCUGGUCUGAGAAUGUUUGAAAAAUAUUCAGCCUCCAUAACAUGAAAUUGAUGGGGGAAUCGGCAUCAGCUGACCACGAGAUCACAAAGAACUUCCUGGACAAGAUGAAAAAAUGUAUCGAGAAGGGGUGGUACAAGCCUCUCCUGAAUGCUCCCAGGGGUCACCAACUGACCCUGAUUAGCCUGGAGAGGGCCCUACAAUCCCUCCAACAUCAUCUUCAGCAUUCAUAAAAUCCGAUCGAGCAAACCGCUUCGAGUACCUGCUCAAGCAGACGGAGCUCUUUGCUCACUUCAUCCAGCCGGCAGCGCAGAAGGCGCCCGUGUCGCCGCUCAAGAUUAAGCCGGGACGACCGCGGCAGAAGAUCGAUGAGAAGCAGCACCUGCUGUCCGUCGGAGACUUUCGCCACCGGAGGACAGAGCAGGAAGAGGAUGAGGAGCUUUUGUCAGAGAGCAAGAAGGCGACCAACAUUUGCACUCGCUUUGAAGAGUCACCCACCUAUGUGAAGGGUGGCACCAUGAGGGAUUACCAAGUGCGGGGCCUCAACUGGCUCAUCUCUCUCUAUGAGAAUGGAAUCAAUGGCAUCCUGGCUGACGAGAUGGGCCUGGGCAAAACGCUGCAGACCAUCUCCCUGCUGGGCUACAUGAAGCAUCACCGCAACAUCCAGGGACCACACAUGGUGCUGGUGCCCAAGUCCACGUUGCACAACUGGAUGAUUGAAUUUGAGCGUUGGGUGCCAUCGCUUCGUGCCGUUUGCCUCAUUGGAAGCAAGGACCAGCGGUCGGCUUUCAUCCGGGAUGUCAUGAUGCCGGGAGAGUGGGACGUAUGUGUCACCUCGUACGAGAUUGUCAUUCGCGAGAAGUCCGUCUUCAAGAAGUUCAACUGGCGAUACCUGGUCAUUGACGAGGCGCACCGCAUCAAGAAUGAGAAAUCCAAGCUUUCGGAUAUUGUGCGCGAGUUUAAGUCGACGAACCGACUACUGCUGACGGGUACGCCUCUGCAGAACAACCUGCACGAGCUGUGGUCCCUGCUCAACUUCCUGCUGCCCGACGUCUUCAACUCAUCCGAGGAUUUUGAUUCUUGGUUUGACACGAACAACUGCUUGGGAGACCAGGAAUUGGUGGAACGUCUACAUAUGGUGUUAAGGCCCUUCCUUCUGCGCCGUAUCAAGGCUGAUGUGGAAAAGAGUCUUCAGCCAAAAAAGGAAGUCAAAAUCUACAUUGGCCUCAGCAAAAUGCAGAGAGAGUGGUACACAAGGAUCCUGAUGAAGGACAUCGACAUCCUGAACUCGGCCGGCAAGAUGGACAAGCUACGCCUGCUCAACAUCCUCAUGCAGCUGCGCAAGUGCUGCAACCACCCGUACCUGUUUGACGGCGCUGAGCCUGGGCCGCCCUACACCACGGACACCCACCUGGUCAACAACAGCGGCAAGAUGGUGGUGCUCGACAAGCUGCUGCCCAAGCUGCAGGAGCAGGGUUCCCGCGUGCUGCUCUUCAGUCAGAUGACGCGCAUGCUUGAUAUUUUGGAGGACUACUGCAUGUGGAAAGGCUAUGGGUACUGCCGUCUGGAUGGACAAACUCCUCAUGAAGACAGACAGGAGGCCAUUGCAGCAUACAAUGCUCCCAACAGCUCCAAGUUCAUCUUCAUGCUGUCGACGCGUGCGGGUGGCCUCGGUAUCAACCUGGCCACAGCUGAUGUGGUCAUCCUUUACGACUCAGACUGGAACCCUCAGGUCGACCUGCAGGCCAUGGAUCGUGCUCACCGCAUUGGGCAGACGAAGAGGGUGCGUGUGUUCCGUUUCCUGACGGAGAACACGGUCGAAGAGCGCAUCGUGGAGCGGGCAGAGAUGAAGCUGCGCCUUGACUCUAUCGUCAUACAGCAAGGCCGGCUGAUCGAUCAGCAGGCCAACAAACUGGGCAAGGACGAGAUGCUGCAGAUGAUCCGGCACGGCGCCACGCACGUAUUCGCGUCGCGCGACAGCGAGAUAACCGACGAGGAGAUCGACGUUGUCCUGGAGCGGGGAGAGAAAAGGACGGCCGAGAUGAAUGAGAAACUGAGCAGCCUGGGCGAGAGCUCCCUGCGCAACUUCACUAUGGACUCGGAGAGCAGCGUGUACACGUUCGAGGGCGAGGACUACAGAGAGAAGCAAAAGAUGAGCUUGACGGAGUGGAUUGAACCUCCCAAGCGUGAGCGCAAGGCAAACUAUGCUGUGGACGCCUAUUUCCGCGAGGCUUUGCGAGUCAGCGAGCCCAAGGCACCCAAAGCCCCCCGGCCACCAAAGCAGCCAAGCAUCCAGGACUUCCAAUUUUUCCCUCCUCGCCUCUUUGAGCUCCUGGAGAAAGAAAUCCUGCACUACCGAAAAACCAUCGGCUACAAGGUCCCGCGUAGUACAGACAUCCCCAACGCCGCCCAGGUUCAAAAGGAGGAGCAGCGCAAGAUUGACGAGGCUGACGUACUGAAUGAAGAGGAGGCGGAGGAGAAAGAGAAGCUUCUGACGCAGCAGGGCUUUACAAACUGGACCAAGCGAGACUUCAACCAGUUCAUCAAGGCCAACGAGAAGUGGGGUCGCGAUGACAUUGAGAACAUUUCUCAGGAGGUGGAGGGGAAAACCCCUGAGGAGGUCAUGGAAUACUCAGCUGUGUUCUGGGAGAGGUGUAAUGAGCUGCAAGACAUUGAGCGAAUCAUGGCCCAGAUUGAGCGUGGGGAGGCUCGAAUCCAGCGGCGGGUCAGCAUUAAGAAGGCUCUGGAUGCCAAGAUUGCACGGUACCGGGCGCCCUUCUACCAGCUGCGCAUCUCGUAUGGCACUAACAAGGGCAAGAACUACACGGAGGAGGAGGACCGCUUCCUGGUGUGCAUGGUGCACCGGCUGGGCUUCGAGAAGGAGAGCGUCUACGACGAGUUGCGCCAGUGCAUCCGCAACGCGCCUCAGUUCCGCUUCGACUGGUUCAUCAAGUCCCGCACGGCGAUGGAGCUGCAGCGGCGUUGCAACACACUGAUUACCCUCAUCGAAAGGGAAAACAUGGAACUGGAGGAGAAGGAGAAAGCCGAUAAGAAGAAACGAGGCCCCAAGCCUGGCACGAAAAGGAAGGGAGAAUCACCGGUGGAGGAGAAGGGAGCCAAGAAAGUGAAAACCUAAUCAUUGUCUGAUAGCACUGCCACAUCUUUUCUGGUAUACUCCAACCAUAGUUAGCAAAAAACUGACAUCAUCGUCUAAUUGUCUCCAAAAAAAUACAGCUGUCAAUUAAGAACAUUCACCAGAGAGAGAGAGCAUCAACGUGUACACUGCAUGUGUUUCCCUCUGUUUAUUGUUUAAAUCUCCAUAUAUUUUUACUAGCUUAAAAAAAAUUCUAUGAAAUAAAUAUAUUAAAACAAUCAUGAUGCUACUAAUUAACAUCCAAAGGAUGUUAUUAUAUUGUUGGUAAAAUACUAGAUUAAAAAAAACAGCACUUAUUUAAAGUGGAAAGAGGAAAAUAAAUAAUUUUAACAUUCCCUUUAAAACAAACAGCACCUGUAAUUCGACUCGUUGUUUAUAAAACAAAGCAGUGUUAUCUGACGUGUGUACAUUGUAAAACUUGUUUUGCUUAUUUGUUCCCAUUUUUGUUGUUUCAUUUGCGUAUACGCCUUAACGUGCCCUUUUAAUUUCAACAUGUAUGACGUUUCAAGAACUAAAAUAGUCCUCUUUGCUAUAAGGUAUGCCAUAUACAAGUGAAUAAAGUUUGUGUACAAUUGCA
This is a messenger RNA of Lethenteron reissneri (Far Eastern brook lamprey), 4094 nucleotides long. RefSeq names its product SWI/SNF related, matrix associated, actin dependent regulator of chromatin, subfamily a, member 5 (gene SMARCA5). Gene Ontology annotation, biological process: nucleosome organization. Gene Ontology annotation, molecular function: ATP-dependent chromatin remodeler activity; ATP binding; DNA binding. NCBI's taxonomy places the organism in Eukaryota, Metazoa, Chordata, Hyperoartia, Petromyzontiformes, Petromyzontidae. The record is from RefSeq and is a predicted model, not a curated record. Gene Ontology annotation, cellular component: chromatin; nucleus.